Messenger RNA from Penaeus chinensis, 2751 nucleotides. Its product is annotated as ATP-binding cassette sub-family G member 5-like. The record is from RefSeq and is a predicted model, not a curated record. Gene Ontology annotation, cellular component: plasma membrane. The transcript is spliced from 13 exons. The coding region runs from base 148 to 2103 and encodes 651 amino acids. NCBI's taxonomy places the organism in Eukaryota, Metazoa, Arthropoda, Malacostraca, Decapoda, Penaeidae. Gene Ontology annotation, molecular function: ATP binding; ABC-type transporter activity; ATP hydrolysis activity.
CUCUCAGGUGCGACGCAAGCGGUCGUAGGGUGCGGUUGGACACUGUGCUGAAACAUGGCGGUGUGAUUUCCCUGCUACAGAUACCAGUUCAUCUCCCUGUCUCCCAGUUCACAAGGCAAAGCCGGGAAAAAUUAAAGAAUCGCCAACAUGAUGAACUCUGAGUUUGUUCUAGAACUUAUAAGCGUCUUUCACACGGGACCGGUGGAGCCUGGGUCGUGCGUGCAGAAGCUAGUGGGUAACGUGCCCACCGGCGUCAUUCUUAAGGAUGUGUCUCUCGAGGUGCAUGGGGGAGAGCUCAUGGCCGUGCUCGGAUCGAAGGGAAGCGGCAAACGCGCCCUCCUGGAGGUGAUCUCCCGGCGCGCCCAGGGCCCCACCCGCGGUCAGAUCCUGCUCAACCACGUGCCCAUGUCCCUGAGACUCUUCCAGGACUCCUGCGGCUACGUGACUCACAAGACGCAGCUGCUGGAGGGACUCACCGCCAAGCAGACGCUCGAGUACGCCGCCAGGCUGUCUCUCAGUUCCAAGAUCGGGAGCACCAUGCGGGCGAAUCGCGUGCGUCAAGUCCUGGCCGACCUCGCGCUGUCCCAAGUGGCGAAUCGCUCGGUCGACCUGCUCACCCCGUCGGAAUACAGGAGGCUGGUCAUCGGCGUCCAGCUCAUCAAGGAUCCACUCGUGCUCCUGCUGGACGAACCGGCGUGGGGCCUCGAUCCGCUCAACACCUACUUCGUCAUCUCGAUCCUGAGCAACCACGCCAAGAAAUACAACCGCAUUAUUCUCGUCACGAUGGAGAAGCCAAGGUAUCUGCCCGACGAGCAACUGCAAUGCACACCCACGCCCACCAGACACACUCAACACCUUAACUUAAGAACAUAUGCCUCCGAGACCGAGCCUCGUCCCCACUCGUCAUACCUCCACGCGCUUUAUCGAUCAGACAUACGUUCCGGAGCUUGGUUCCUUGCCUCUGACGUCGUUAUACUGUGUCUAUCGACGGUUGACCGGCGCUCACGAGAACGCUUCAUCGAUUCUAACAACCAGAUCGCGGCUUUGGUCGAGAAGUUCAAACUGGAGGGCGGUCCUUAUCGCAAAUAUUCCGGUCCGCCGCCGGAUAUGGAUCACUCGGAGCACAAAGUCCCCUUGUCGGCUUACGGAAGACCGAGUGUGAUUUCUGCCAUGGCAGCUAUAUUCGGACGGGCGUUUACCAUGAUGUCUCCCUGUAGCUAUAUGGGCAUCCAGCAGCUGUUUUUCAGACUGCUUAUGUUGCCUGCGUUCUUCUUCCUUUUGUGGAACUUUUAUUGGGAAAUUGAGGACUACCAGCGCUCCUUCCAGAGUAGAGGCGGCCUUAUCUUCAACUGCGUAGCUGGAACUGCCUACCUUGCUACAGCUGCUACCUCAAAAACAUUCGCUCAGCACCGCACACGGUAUUACCACGAGGCUCGAGAAGGCCUGUACAGGGGGCCGCUCUUCAUAACCACCUACAACCUGUUCUCCUUACCUGUGUCCUACAUCAACGUUAUGGCUGCCUCUGCUAUCGCUUUCUUUGGCCUCGGACUCGGGGAUACAGCAGUCCAGGGUCCGGACUGGAUGGGCUGGUUGAUCUUCGGGUCGGUGUUAUGGGCGGUUUGGGCAUUCGUGGAGCAGCAAACCGUCGCCCUUAUGAUGGUCGUCAAAUCCUCAUAUAGUGCUGCCGCUGCCUCCAUAGCGCUCACGACUUUCUAUCUCCUUGUGGCUUCGGCGACGCUCCGUUCGCUCGUGGGAUUACCCGACUGGCUGUACUACCUCAGCCACGUGAUCGUGUACCGCUACGUCGCCGCCGUUCUGCACGAACAGACCUUCCUCGACAAGCUGCCCAACCUCCCCGUCAACGCCACUGCAGUCUGUCCCGAUAACAACGCCGAGUACGGAUGCCGAUACCGCAACGGAACCUACUACUUGCUCGAGCGCUACCACUUCCCGCAGAACGGCCUGGACCUCGGCCGCCAGGACCUCGAUCUGUGGUCCAACUUCGGCCUCUCCUUCGCCUUCUUCGGGGGGAUGUUGACGCUCAACCUCAUCCUGUACCUGGUGCCGCUCCCUGCAUUCAUUAAGUCCAAAUUUAGGGACUGAUUUGUUAUUUACUUUUCCUAUUUUGGCAUUCAUUUUUUUCCUGGAGAACAUGUGGCAAGAUUAUCCAUAGCAGGAAUGGUUGUAGUUACAAAUGCGUCCCUGACUUAAUCUUAUGGAGCGCUCAUAAGAUCACCCGUACUUAUAUGAUAAUGCAGCAACGUUAUUUAUAUAAGUACAUACUCAUUAUCAGUAAGCUCAGUAGGGGCUGCUUAUAAGCUCAUCUAAAAGUGACUUGCCCUAUAUGAAUAAAAUAAUAUACAGCGUCAUCUAUAUAGUUUGAGGAAGGGAAUGUGGAAGUUCUCUUUUUGCCUUGAUAUUUCCGAUUUAUACAAAGACAUUCGAUGCUCUGGCUUCGUACUCCCUCCUUAAAGCAUUUAGUCGAAGAGAAUCUGAAAAGUUAAGGCAAAAGUUAACCCUCAGACUAAGAGCUCAAGUCAGUGUGACAGACCUAUUUCGUGUCGUGAUUUAUGACCGUCUUUGUCUACAGUAUUAGCUACGGAUAUAUCGGCACUGGAUUUAUUUAUUGUUGUGAACAUUUCCAUAUUUAUGACUUGACUGUUUCAGCACCGUUCAUCUUCAUCCGCGGGGAAUUGUGUGAUAGUGUAAUUUAAGUUCUCGGCUUUAAUCACAAUAAAAUGUUUUAGUAUU